Messenger RNA from Ectocarpus sp. CCAP 1310/34, 1897 nucleotides. Lineage: Eukaryota; Phaeophyceae; Ectocarpales; Ectocarpaceae. The record is from the annotation of a GenBank genome assembly.
UCUCUCUACCAGCUCCCAUCAGGCCUGUCUCGAAAUCGGUGUAUGAUACGCCGGUCAAGCAAUUGUUGUGCGUGUUGCCUUGCUGUCGACAAAUUUUUCCGCACCACAAAGCUCAGCCCAGACAAUAAUAUGAAGUCUUUCGCCGUGUUCGCUGCAUGGUGUGCGGGUGGGGCGCUCGCGUUCGCCCCUGUGCCCAAGGUAUCCUCCGUGGGCGCCAAGUCUGCUCCUGCUAGGAACAGCGCAGCUACUGCUCUUGAUGCUAAGAGCAAGGCUCUCCCCUUCCUCGAGAGCCCGGCCACGCUGGACGGGAGCAUGGUCGGGGACUUUGGCUUCGACCCGCUCGGGUUGACGGAGAACAUCGACGUCCCCUUCGCGCGUGCUGCGGAGAUCAAGCACGGGCGCGUGGCGAUGCUCGCCGUGGUCGGCUUCCUGCUGACGCAGUACGUGCACCUCCCGGGGGACCAGUUCCAGGCGGGACCCCUCGAGGCGCUCACGAGGGUGCCUGCCGGGGCCCAGGCACAGGUCUUCACGUUCAUUGGCACGUUCGAGAUGGCUUCCAUCCUCCAGGCGUACUCCGAGAAAACCACCGACCCCUGGGAGAUCCUCUUGCAGGACCCGACGGGCGCGAAGUCCUUCUACAACAAGAGCGAAACGGAGCAGGAGAGGCUCAAGCUUUCCGAGGUCAAGCACGCGCGCUUGGCGAUGCUCGCCAUCAUCGGCGAGCUGACGCAGAUGAUGAUGUUCCACAAGCCCUCCCUUGACUUCUAAGCAGCGCUGUCCGUGGCGGGGCACCCCCAUCACACGUUAUGAAUGAACCAAAGGCGGAGAUGCUUUUUUUGCUCCGAACAGCGAGGUGGUGACUAGCCGCCCACGUUCGCGUUGGCGGGGCAGUCGGGGGAGGGGGGAGGGGGGCGCAUGUUUCUGAUUUCAAAGGUUGUGUCCAUCACGAUGCGUGAAGGGUAGGAUCGAGAAUGGUAAUGAGAUAAGACUUCCUUUGAGAUGGGCUGCCCAUUAGUGUGCCUUGUCUCGUGUUAGUUGAAGCCCCCCCCCCUCCCCCGUGUUCUUGUAGUACCCAGCAAAACUAGACAAGCGGCGGUUUAUGUCGGGUCAAAGCGUUUGCAGCACGCUCGGAUGCCGGAAACUGAUUCCGUCGGCGUGUCUCGUUGAUUCAGGUAGAACGGGCGCGGGGUGAGGUAUAGCGGUACGUUUGCUUGUGGGGUGUUUCUUAACAAUGAGCAGCAGCGUUGCAUUAAGUGUUUCCCUCUUCUCGUUUCUCACGGGUGGGGGGUUUUCAUGUUCGAUGGCGCAGCGGUGUCAGGGGAGGGGAGGGGGAAAAAGGAACGGGAUUGAUUGUGUUCGUUUCGAUUCUCCUUUUACCACUUUUCUGUACACGGCGUCAUCGUUUUAAGGGACCCCCCCCGCCCGGCGGGGGUCCCGUGGUGUUCCUUCUGGGUGGUGGCGGUGGCCUGAGACGUAGGUCUGGUAAAGAGAGUUCAGCAGGUCCUUGGAGCGUUCUUGCGGCAGUCAAGCGGUGUGGCCUCUCUCUCUCUCUUCCAUGUAAGCGGUAGAAAAUCCUCGUGUUUGCUUGCGUCUUUUGAGAUUUGUCGAUCAACCAAAUGGCACCAUCCAAAUUGUUUCUUUCCCCGAACAUCAUCAGCCAGGCACUCGCGGUCUCAGGUCGUCAGUCCUCUCUUCGUGCAACGCUGUCUGGAGUCAGCACGAGUUGGUUACGAACGUAUGUGCAGUGGCGAUAGCAGUGCAUUAUGGAGAUCAUGCCGUCGCCAUAUGGCUCUUCCGUGUUUUUCUUGCAACAAACGCGGGAUGGUCCAAUUGGUCCAACUCUUGAGGGGACCAUGGGCUUCAAAACCGUAAGGGGUGAACGGAAGGCAUCAAAACC